UGACUCGGCAAACGAUACAUCAGUGUAGUCGCUUUUGUUAAGUAGUGAGGUACACAGUAGUAAAACACUCGCACAUCACAUCACAUUAUAUUAUUUAUAUAUCGCAAUAGCAGCGAUAAAAAAUAAUACUUCGCACUCAAACAUUCGACGCAUAAAAUGAUGAGAACACUUGCAGUCUCGUGCCUGUUCUUGGUGGCAGCACAAUCCGUGUACGGACAUCCGACCUCCGAUGAAGUUCCAUUAGCCCCAGCUGCCGAUGAGGCAGUCGGUCUGGAAAAGGUGUACAAAGUUAUGCAGGAUUGCUCCGAGAAGAACAUGGCCACAUGCUUGAAAAUGCGUGCUUUGCAAUACGUCGACCGAGCAUUGCGCAAGUCCGACAGCAUCGACGUAUUCGAAGGAAUAUCGUUGGUUAAGUCCGAACCCGUCGAGUCUAGCCGAGGCUUGAACGGCCGAUCGCUCGCCGAAUCCGAACUCGAAGAGGGACAACCCAAGGACGAUGACGAGAAAGACACCCAAGUCGAGAACCUCCUUUUGGAUCGCGUAGCCCGUUUCUUGGAAAGCCACACCCUUCAACUUAAGGUCCCGGAAUCGUCCAUCUCUGGCAUGAGGAGAUCUCUCGAUGAAGCCCGUGGCAAGAAGAAGAAGCACCAAAAGAUGUUGAUGCCAUUGUUGAUGCUGUUGAAGAUGAAAGCCAUCGCCCUCGUCCCAUUGGCUAUUGGUGCUCUCGCCUUAUUGGCAUUCAAGGCUCUCGUCGUCGGUAAGCUCGCCCUCGUCUUGGCUGUCAUCAUUGGAAUCCAAAAGUUAUUGGCUAACAGCAAGAGCCAACAAUCGUACGAAGUAGUGUCUCACCCACAUUACACCGAGGAACACGGACACCACGGUGGAUACAGACGGUCCCUGGAAGGCGAGCGCGCACAAGACAUGGCGUACCGCGGUCAACACUAAUGCUGCCACCCUUGAAAACCAUCCCCCCUUAGAGGGUACUCCCCGUAGUUAGUAUCACCCUCAUUCCCUUUGCUCCACGUUGCCAUCACUCAAUGGGACGAUAUUUAUUUGUAAAUAAUUCAAAAAAAAUAUUCCCUCCCCCAUAGGAACGAAAUAAUUUAUUUUAAUAUUAAUUAGUGUUUUUUUUUAUAUAUAUAUUUAUACAUCUGAUCGUAUUCUACCGUAAAAUUCACUUUUUUUUUCUUUAUCUCACCCUCACCAUUGAUAACG
Melanaphis sacchari is the source of this 1215-nucleotide messenger RNA. RefSeq lists its product as uncharacterized. The record is from RefSeq and is a predicted model, not a curated record. The transcript has 2 exons. Lineage: Eukaryota; Metazoa; Arthropoda; Insecta; Hemiptera; Aphididae. Bases 157 to 945 code for a protein of 262 amino acids.